Molecule: messenger RNA, 462 nt
Organism: Yarrowia lipolytica CLIB122
Lineage: Eukaryota; Fungi; Ascomycota; Dipodascomycetes; Dipodascales
Source: RefSeq, a predicted model, not a curated record
AUGUCUCUCCACUACUUCCCCCCCAUCAAGCCCUCCGCCCUUGCCGUCGGCACCAUCUUCUCCCACUUCUCCUCUUUGAUUGGUUUCGCCCCCGUCAUUGGCGACACCAUCAAGCGAGCCAAGGCCGCUGACACCCCCGAGGAGUUUGCCCGACAGAAGGAGAACAACGGCGUCCUCGCCCUCUACGGAUCUUCUCUGCUCGGCUCCGGUCUGCAGUCUUACGCCGUGUCGGCCCUGAUUGUCCUCACCGGCACCACCACCACUAAGGGUGCUGCCUACCUCGGAGGUCUCAUCUUCGCCGUCAACUCCAUCCCCACCCUCGUCACCGGAAUCUUCCAGGAGAACCGACCCGUCGAGUACCUCGUUGGCAAGACCCUCUCUGCUCUGCUGGAGACCGUUGGUCUUACUCUCACUCUGAACUGGUGGGGAACCCGAAACGAGACUCUUUCUCUCGCCAAGUAA